Mus caroli (Ryukyu mouse) is the source of this 4838-nucleotide messenger RNA. It is a transcript of the gene Osbpl11, whose product is annotated as oxysterol binding protein like 11. The record is from RefSeq and is a predicted model, not a curated record. Lineage: Eukaryota; Metazoa; Chordata; Mammalia; Rodentia; Muridae. Gene Ontology annotation, cellular component: Golgi apparatus; cytosol; membrane. Gene Ontology annotation, molecular function: sterol binding.
GUUCCAAAAUGACUGAUCAGGUUUUUUUCCCCCCUUUGUUCUGUAAAUUCUUAUUUUUUUUAGGUUCCCUUAAAAGGCAAGGAAUGGGGCUCCCCAAGAGAGUAUAGGACCUGUUUAGCAAGGCAGUUCCAUUCCCUUUUUCUUCCUCCCUCCCGGUGCCUCUUUCCCCACUGCUUCUUCUUUCAGCUCCUUUUCUCCCUUGAGGCUCCGGUCACCGCCUCCUUUCGGGAUCGUCUGCCCGCAUCAAAUAUGGCGCCGGCGCUUCAAUGCUAGCGGAAAUGAGCUCACACGACACCGGAAAGGAAGGCGGGGAGAGCUAACAGGCGGGUGGGUGACCGGCUGUGGGUGGGGCGGCGGCCCGGGCCCUGGCUUUUACGUUCAGGGCUAAGGAAGCUCCAGGGAGCGGUCGGCUCCGGUCAACAGCAUGGGGCUCCAGGGCUAGCGCUCUCGGAGGAGGCCACGGUGAACCCCACGCCUCCGGCCCAAGCUCAGCGGCCUCGGAGCCCGCGUCCUGCCCGGCGGCGUCUGCCCGACCCUCCGCGGGCGGCGCGCGAUCGCUCCGGCUCAGUUCGGGGCUGCGGUGGGAACCGCGGAGCUGGCUGGACAGGGCCCUUUCUCCGGAGGACCCGGCUGAGGAGAAGAGGCGGCGCGGCUGGCCCGACCCCGGAGUCCUGAGGUCAGGCCGUGGGCUCCGGGGCUCCCGGGCCGUGGACCCGGUCCUUGUCCCGCGUUCCCGGGCAGAGGAUCCGCGACCUCGCCCGCGCCGCCCGGCUGCUCCUUGGAGUGUGGCACCGAGCCCUCUGGCGGGGUGAUGUGUCCUCCUUGUUCUUGCUCGGGAGAGGCAUCUAUCUGAAGGGUACCCGUGCUCUUUAAAACUUUUAACCAAAGUGGAAAUGCGUGUCCUCUUUUUCCGGACCACUGUCGAUUUCCACUCUAGCCGAGGUCUGAGAUCCCGUUGAGAGUAAAAAAAAAAAACGAGAGAGAGAAAGGGGGAAAAGUACCUACAAAAUAACUCUGCACUUGGUGUCCCCCGCCCGAGAAGGGCAGAUGAACUUUGUAGUUAAGAUGCAGGGAGGUGAGCCGGCAUCAGUGAUGAAAGUCUCCGAGAGUGAAGGGAAGCUGGAGGGCUUGGCCACAGCAGUGACCCCGAACAAGAACAGCGGCAACAGCAGCUGUGGGGGUGCCAUCAGCAGUAGCAGCAGCAACAGCAGCCGCGGUGGCAGUACGAAAGGCUGGCAGUACAGUGACCACAUGGAGAGUGUUAAUGGCUAUUUAAUGAAGUACACCAACCUUGUCACGGGGUGGCAGUACAGGUUUUUUGUCUUAAACAAUGAAGCUGGGCUGUUGGAGUACUUUGUAAAUGAACAGUCUAGAAAUCAGAAACCCAGAGGGACUUUGCAGCUUGCGGGGGCCGUGAUCUCUCCCAGCGAUGAGGACUCGCACACCUUCACAGUGAAUGCCGCCAGCGGGGAGCAGUAUAAACUCAGAGCCACAGACGCUAAAGAGCGGCAGCAUUGGGUGAGCAGACUUCAGAUAUGUACACAGCACCACACGGAAGCUAUUGGAAAGAAUAAUCCUCCCCUGAAGUCCCGGAGCUUCUCGCUUGCAUCUAGUGGUAAUUCUCCCAUAUCCCAGCGGAGACCAAGUCAGAAUGCCAUGUCUUUUUUUAAUGUUGGACAUUCCAAACUGCAAUCAGUCAACAAAAGAGCCCAUUUGCAUCCAGACCAUCUGGUGGAGGUCAGAGAAAUGAUGUCUCAUGCGGAAGGACAACAACGAGACCUAAUUAGACGGAUUGAAUGCCUUCCUGCUUCUGGCCUUCUCAGUUCCUUGGACCAGGACCUCUUGAUGCUCAAAGCUACUUCCAUGGCAACUAUGAACUGCUUAAACGACUGCUUUCACAUUCUGCAGCUGCAGCAUGCCUCACACCAGAAGGGUGCACUGCCCUCAGGGACAACAAUUGAAUGGUUGGAACCAAAGAUUCCUUUAUCAAACCACUAUAAAAAUGGAGCUGAGCAGCCCUUUGCAACGGAGCCGAGCAAGCCUAUGGCAGCCCCGGAAGCACAGUGUGUUGCAGAGUCUGGAGUAUUAGCCAGGGAACCUGAAGACAUCAAUGCAGAUGAUGAGGUAGAGGACACCUGUGACAACAAGGAGGAUGACCUGGGGGCCGUGGAGGAGCAGCGCAGUGUCAUCCUGCACCUUCUGUCACAGCUCAAGCUGGGCAUGGACUUAACCAGAGUGGUGCUUCCUACAUUUAUCCUGGAGAAGCGUUCCUUACUGGAGAUGUAUGCAGAUUUCAUGUCGCAUCCAGACCUGUUCAUAGGCAUCACCAAUGGAGCCACGCCAGAGGACCGAAUGAUUCGAUUUGUUGAGUACUACCUUACCUCAUUUCAUGAAGGCAGAAAGGGAGCCAUUGCUAAGAAGCCGUAUAACCCUAUCAUUGGAGAAACUUUCCACUGCUCCUGGAGGAUGCCUAAGAGCGAAGUGGCAUCUGGUGUGAGCGGCAGCUCCUCUACCCCAGCCAUCACUAAUCAUGCUCCUCUGCUGGAGGAGGCUCCGACCCAGGGUGUCUCAGACUGCUACACUGUCAGAUUCGUUGCUGAGCAGGUUUCCCAUCAUCCUCCAGUCUCAGGAUUUUAUGCAGAAUGUGCAGAAAGGAAGAUGUGUGUAAAUGCACAUGUCUGGACUAAAAGCAAGUUCUUAGGCAUGUCAAUAGGUGUGACAAUGGUUGGAGAAGGUGUCCUUUGUCUGUUGGAGCACGGAGAGGAGUACACGUUUUCCCUGCCUUGUGCGUAUGCCCGCUCCAUUCUCACUGUCCCGUGGGUAGAACUAGGGGGCAAAGUCAGCGUCAACUGUGCAAAGACGGGAUACUCAGCCAGCAUCACCUUUCAUACUAAGCCGUUUUAUGGUGGCAAACUGCACCGAGUCACAGCUGAAGUGAAGUACAACCUUACCAACACUGUGGUGUGCAGAGUCCAGGGAGAAUGGAACAGCGUUCUGGAGUUCACCUACAGCAACGGAGAGACCAAGUUUGUGGACCUGGCUAAACUGGCCGUGACAAAGAAAAGAGUGAGGCCUCUGGAGAAGCAGGAUCCCUUCGAAUCCAGGCGAUUAUGGAAAAAUGUAACAGAUUCUCUGAGGGAAUCUGAAAUUGACAAGGCCACAGAGCACAAACGUUCCCUGGAAGAACGCCAGAGAACAGAAGAAAGGCUUCGGACUGAAACAGGCACACCCUGGAAAACCAAAUAUUUUAUUAAAGAGGGAGAUGGCUGGGUGUAUCACAAACCUCUGUGGAAAGGAAUUCCAUCACAACCAGCAGAGUGACACACGCUUUCUAAGACUGGACAAACGAGGUUCUCCUCUGUGUACCCCAAGCCCUCUCAGAUGGAGUCGUUGCACUGAGUGACCUGUUUGCUAAUAACUGUACAGCCUGAACACGAAUGUCCCUACUGAGCCCAUCCCCCUGCAGCAAGACCAAAGUGUUAAGGACAGCCGAUGGGCCUCCAGCCUGCUCCCCAACACGAGCAGUGCCAUCUCAGAGCCUUCCACCUACCGGUUCCUGCAUCAUCUGAUCUGAUCUGAACGCUGCUCAAGCCUCUGGUGUUUUCGGGGGCAACAGAUAACAGCAGAGAGAGCUCAAUGACUUUGGUUCCUUUGUAGUAAGAUGUAAGGUCUCUUGCAGCAUCUGUUUUGCUUUCUGUCCAUAGCUGAAGUACUCACUGCUCUUGUCAGCCAGCAAGAGGAAAAGGAGUGUGACCUUCAAGUGGGUUCAGCCGCUGUGCCUGAAGUCAGUGUUCACACAUCACUGGGCUGUCAUACCAAGGCCUCUCUCCUCUGGAGGCCAUGCCUGUGUCUGAGGAGGGCCGUCAGUGCUCUGUUGGAACUCUUUUAAAAGUGUAUUUAUAAUUAGAAUUGUAACCAUGGAGGAAUUUUUUUCUUCUGAGCAUUUUAAUAUACUUGAAAACAACAUUGACUUGAAAAAUUUCAGAACAUUUUUCAAUACCUAGUUUUAUUAAAUAUUACACUUAAGAGACAAUUUUUUAAAAUGUGUUCAUGUCCAUAUGAGAUUUUGGGCUUUCUCAAGAACUAAGGCAUUAAAAAAAAAUAGAAAAUAUUAAGAACAAAACUGUUACUUUUCCUUGCCUAUUUUCACUUGUAGGUUCAUAUUCAGUAUUAUGUGCUAUCCUGAGCAAGUUCGCUUUAUCUGACCUCUGUUCACUCAAAAGUUAAAACUUCAACCUGUUCAUGUCUGUCAGUAAUUCAAUUAUGUCUGUGGCUGAGUACACGAAACAUAUGGUUUUAUUUUAUUUUUCAAGGAAAUGUAAACACUGAAGAAAGGGUAUGAACUAAAAAGCAGGAAUCUGCAUUCAGGUAAAAAUUGGUUUUUUAUAGGUAUUUUAUUGGGGUUGAAGAAUUGCUGGCGAUGAACAGAAUCGUGCUAAUUAUGGUUUUCAUUUAUUCAAGUAUUUGCUGAGCACCCACUCGUGGUGCUGACUCUUGUUACUGCGAGCUACCUUACUGUCCAGAGUGGUGCCUUACCCUGCUCCUGCCCAUGUGGUCUUCCAGUCAGUGUGCAAAUGCACCUGUCGCUCUCUCGUAGGCCGUGCCAGGCGGCUGCGGCUGCGCUCUGAGAAACCGUUCUCUUAGUAGGGUUCAUAGGAUGAAAACAGCGACAAUGAUUUUUCAGCAAAUUGUAAAUUAAAAGAAUUGGUCUGUGUACAACCAUUUUAAUGAUUCCGUUUUCAUUUUUGCUGUGAAGUGCACUGAAAAAAAAAAAUCUCAAAAUGAGCUGUCGUUCAUGUGUUGGGAAAAUUGAAAAACAAUAAAAAUAGAGACCAGCA